Molecule: messenger RNA, 666 nt
Organism: Metopolophium dirhodum (rose-grain aphid)
Lineage: Eukaryota; Metazoa; Arthropoda; Insecta; Hemiptera; Aphididae
Exons: 2
Coding region: 1-666 (221 amino acids)
Source: RefSeq, a predicted model, not a curated record
AUGCCAGAACCUAAUCCAGACCAAUGGACAGAAAUAGCCAAUAAAUUUUAUUUGAAAACGAACUUUCCAAAUUGUGUAGGGGCAGUCGAUGGAAAAAAUAUUCGUUUGAACGCAAAUUAUAGUUUUAUUUCAAUCGAUGUCGGUGCAUAUGGCAAGGAGGGUGAUUCUACAAUUUUCAAAAAUUGUCCAUUCGGAAAAAAAUUAUAUUCUGAAUUAUUAAAUCUACCAGCAACUGUUGUUCUUCCAAAUACAGACAAUUUUCCGCAGCCUUUCGUGGUAAUUGGUGAUGAAGCUUUCGGACUACACAAAAAUCUUUUAAGACCAUACCCUGGACGAGGUCUCACACAAAAAAGAAAAAUGUUUAACUAUCGUCUAUCAAGAGCUCGAAGGUACGUAGAAUGCGCUUUUGGAAUACUCGCAAAUAAAUGGCGUGUUCUACAUAGUGCUAUUUUAGUUGAACCCGAUUUCGCAGACGUUAUAAAAGCAUGCUGUAUUUUACAUAAUUAUGUUAGACGAAGGGAUGGUUAUAACUUCGAAGACACCCUUUCAAACUGUUUGGAAGACUUUAAAAAUGAAAAUAAUUCUGGAGCUCGUCAACAAGGAUUAGAUGUUCGAGAAUAUUCUAUGGAAGCAGGAGCGGUUCCCUUUCAAUAUCGAUUUUUUUGA